AUGGCUUUUUCUUGUCGAAUUGCUCUCACUAUUUUCGGUCUCUUUUUCGCUUUUAAUGUUGUCCGGGGUGACCCCGAUAUAAUCAUAGUAAGCAAGAUUUGUAACUGCACUGUAUAUGAACAGGACGAUCCUUAUGCGAAUAGCGUAUUGUGCGUCUUCGAAGAUAUGGCGACUGUGAUGGCCAACCACCCUGGCUACGAUUAUUAUACCCGUUCUGCUUCUGCCGACGCGACUGCUUAUGGCCACACUGUUUGCAGCCAAGAGCUUUCGUACAACAAUUGUGCAACGUGCGUGAGUUCUGCAAGAAAACUGAUGGUCCUCGAUUGUCCAAACAGCAUCAGGAUUCGAAUGGUGCUCCAAGAUCGCAGAAUGCGAUACAAAGAUUAUUCGUGCGCGGAUUAA
Messenger RNA from Syzygium oleosum, 402 nucleotides. Its product is annotated as antifungal protein ginkbilobin-like protein 2. Gene Ontology annotation, cellular component: plasmodesma. The coding region runs from base 1 to 402 and encodes 133 amino acids. The transcript has a single exon. The record is from RefSeq and is a predicted model, not a curated record. Lineage: Eukaryota; Viridiplantae; Streptophyta; Magnoliopsida; Myrtales; Myrtaceae.